Rhipicephalus microplus (southern cattle tick) is the source of this 2088-nucleotide messenger RNA. Its product is annotated as serine/threonine-protein phosphatase 2A regulatory subunit B'' subunit gamma. The record is from RefSeq and is a predicted model, not a curated record. NCBI's taxonomy places the organism in Eukaryota, Metazoa, Arthropoda, Arachnida, Ixodida, Ixodidae. Gene Ontology annotation, molecular function: calcium ion binding. Gene Ontology annotation, biological process: cortical cytoskeleton organization; regulation of dephosphorylation; microtubule cytoskeleton organization. Gene Ontology annotation, cellular component: centrosome; spindle.
CCGAUCUAGCUGUUUCAGUGGUUUUUGUUCUCGUGCGCGCUUUCGAGCGGUAGUUAUUUUGAAAGGUGCCUACGGUCGCAGGGUGCCAUGCAGUCAAUGGAAACUUACGAAAUGAGUUAUUUGCUCUAAAAUAAUUGUGCAUUUCAGCCCAGCAAUAAUGCGUUCCGCAUCGACUCACCGCUCACAAUCGAGCCCAACUUUGAAGGAUGCUUUGCGUGCUGCCUCUUGCGCAGCAGCCCCCGCAGCAACGGCUGACAGCGGAAAGUCUGAAGACGACUUGUUCGCCGAACUCUACGUCUCCGCCAGUAAACAAGCAGGCGCAGAAAGUCCGAUUCCUCGCUUUCACUACAAGCUGCCUUCCGACGACAAUGUAUUGUCGCAGAAACUGAGGGAGGAAUCUCGCGCUAGGUUCCUGGAGCGUCGUAACGCCGAGCUCUUGGACCACGACGAGCUAAAAACACUCAUGGACGAAUUGGCCAACGUGUCCUCUCCUCCGAUCGUACACGAAAAAGCGAUGCUUAACUACACAGAUUUCAAGAAAGUCUCUCAACGUUGUGGCGAAAAAUGUCGCUCUUUCUUCACUGCCAAGGUCUUUGCUAAGCUCCUGCAAAAGGACCCGUACGGCCGAAUAUCCGUAGACGACUUCUUCAACUACGUCAUGAAGAAAGUGUGGAUGCAACAGACUCGUGUUAGCCUCUCUUUCUACGACGCUUCUGGUCAAGGCUACCUGAGAGAGGCCGAUCUGGAAUCGUACAUAAAGGAUCAGAUACCUACCCUGCCUCAGAUUAACGGCAUUGAGCAAACGUUUCACUCUUUCUAUGUGUGCACGGCUCUGCGGAAGUUCUGCUUCUUUCUCGAUCCUUUGCGAACUGGAAGGAUAAAGAUACAGGACAUCCUGUGUUGCCCGUUCCUCGACGACCUCACAGAGCUUCGCAGCGACAAGCUGGCCAGCUCCGAUCUGGACACGAACUGGUUUUCUGCCACAUCGGCCCUCAAAGUUUACGGUGACUAUCUCCACUUAGACAAGACUCACAAUGGAAUGUUGAGCAAGAGUGAGCUUGCCAGAUAUGGCAAGGGAACGUUGACGCAGGCAUUCAUUGACAGAGUCUUUCAGGAGUGCCAGACAUACGACGGUGACAUUGACUACAAGACGUACCUUGACCUUGUCUUGGCUCUGGAAAACCGCAAAGAGCCGCAGGCACUGCAAUUUUUCUUUCGCAUCUUGGAUAUCAAUGGUCGUGGUUACCUGGACGUCUUCUCACUGAACUACUUCUUCCGGGACAUACAGGAGCAGAUGAGAAAACAUGAGCAGGAACCGGUGAAGUUUGAGGACGUGAAAGAUGAAAUAUUCGACAUGGUGAAGCCAGAGGACCCAUGCAGAAUUACUCUCAAGGACCUUAUACGUUGUGGUAAAGGCAGCACAGUAGUCAGCAUUCUCAUAGACGUCAACGAAUUCUGGGCCUAUGAUAACAGGGACACACUAGCUGCAGAUGUCUGAAUGUAUUUAUGAAUUUAAAUGCUGGCAUGACUGCCAGCAUUUAAACGACUUUCCUUGUGUGCGCGAGACUUCACGUUCGGGUAGCAUGAACGACGCUGGUUACAUGCCAACCGCUUGAGUGGAAGUACUGGCAGUCAUGGUAGCUAGUGUCUACGGCCUCCGGCUACUGACCGGAAUGACUAAGAGUUAGUUUCCGACCUCAUUGGUCGGUUUUUGGGGGAGGCAAAAUGCUAGGAUGUCAGUGGACCUUAAAGAAGCUGGGAAAGAACCCCAUACCUGAACGAAUUUCUGGGCAACUAAGAAGCUUUUCUUUCCGAGAAAUCCGUGCAGUUUUCAAAUGGGUGUGUGCGCGCUCUUGUGCGAGACGAAAUUAAAAAGACGGUGCCAGGUCACAACCACUGUGCGAGCCAAGCCGGCCGGAGCGGUAAUGUGACACCAAAAUGGACCUCCUGUGGUGAGCACAGCUGUGCAACUUUGCGCAGAGUCCGGGAGAAGGCAGAAGAGGGACGUCUGUGCAACUGGAGAGAUGCCAUGUUCUUGUCUCUCGGCAGUUUUCUUUACCUAAAUAAAUGCUGUUUUGUUGAAGUAAC